GUGGGAGGGAAGUGCGGCUCGUAGUACUGGAGACUGAGCACGAAGCAACAGGCAGAUGGUGCAUGACACUUUGUGAGAAAUGAGUCAACUGAAGUGUAAAUACCAAUGUGUCACACCUACAACUUUACAUAUCAAUGCAGAGAUUGCAACCUCGCAGUUUCACAGUUCAACCCCUGAAGGUUUUGAUGCUCAGAUAGCCAAUCUGGUGGAAGUGUUUUUGUUGGAGAUUUAUAGAUGCAAGCUAUGUCAGUUCACCAGCAGCCUCAAAAAUAAAAUGUGUCUCCAUGUGUCCGAUGUCCAUCAGCUGGAAGAAGUGCACUUUGUUCCGGUGGAAAUUGGGACCGACCAAGAGGAAAGCAGUUCAUAUGGAAUAGAUGAUGAAAUUGCUCAGGAAAACAAAGAGAAUGAAGAGAGCCUAGAAAAAAUGCCCUUCUUUUCCCCAAUGUACCGGAUGCUGAACACAAUGAGCCCGGACUCAUGUGACAUCAGUCUUGAAGAUCACAGCAGCACUACAAAUGUGGUCAAUGCCAAUGAAGUUAGUUCACUCUUCGAAGAGGAAGCAUCUCAGUUCCAACUGGAUGAACCUGUACCUGGUGACUCUGUUGCACCUUCAAGUAGAGCUAAUUCUCCUGUGUCCAAAACUCGUAAAGACGAGAAAGAUGCCCAGUGCGAGCAUCUUUUAUCUCUUGGACUCUGCCGCAUUUCUAACGUCCGGAAAGAUUCUUCAUCAGCCAAAGCAAUAGAUUUGAAAGAUGAAAUAAAGGAACCUUAUAAGGACCACUCCAGUAUUGUAAAAAACAACCCCCUGGAGAGUCGGUCAGUAGAGCAAUAUCAAGGAAAAAGUGAUAUUCACAAAGUACAAUAUUUUUGUAUGUCUUGUCGGCUAGAGCUAAAAACGAAGGGUUCUUACAAAAUUCACAUGCAGUGCCACAAAGCAGAUGGGGGAUUCAAGUGUUUUUAUUGCAGUUGCUCCAUGAGUGAAUGGAGCCUAAUGGAAAAGCACAUACAAAGUCACAAGCACCUGAGAAAAAGCUAUCAGUGCCAGGUGUGCGAGAAGCGUUUUAUGACACAAAGAGCCUGGAAAGCCCACAUGAAAAACCAUAACAGAGAAAGCAGCGUUUUCCUCUGCACAAAGUGCCCUUCCUCCUUCGAAAGCGAACACAUCAGAAAUCUGCACCUGUCGUGCCAUCAGGACGAUAUCUUCAAAUGUUUACAAUGCGGAAUAAUAUAUCAUGAAUGGAACAAAAUGUAUGAACAUUUGUGCAGUCAUGACAACAUCCUUAAACCAUACAUCUGCAACAUUUGCAACCAAAGAUUCUUCAGAGAAGCUCAACUGAAAGCUCACUCUUCAAAACACAGAUCACUUGAAUGUCCGCCAUGUGAUAUCAGAUUGAAGACAAAACGUCAAGCGGUCAGACGUGGAAAACUUUUCCACCACAAACCAAAUAAUGGUGAUGGUGAAAGAAAGAAAAGGAAGAAAAAAUCAAAAAAACAGAUGUCUGUCAUAGAGCCUAACGCUCCCGCAAUGCUGUCAACAAAUACAAAAAGAGAAUUCAUCUGUGAACUGUGCCGCAGGAAAUGUUCCUCUAAACUGGCUCUACAGAGGCACAUGGGAGUACAUGCCGGAGAAAAACCUUUUCACUGCCAAUGCUGCGAUUAUAAAACCAGACUGAAGGCUUCAUUAAUACAACAUAUGAGAAUUCAUACUGGUGAGAAACCUUUUAAAUGUGAGCUGUGUUCCUAUGCUUCAAUAGAUGCCAGUUCUCUGCGUCGCCAUAACAGAACACACACAAGCGAGAGGCCUUAUAAGUGCCAAAGCUGUUCUUAUAGCUGUAUUCAGAAGAAGAGCCUUGACCUGCACAUUCGCCGUCAUCACACUGGCGAGAUGUUCAAGUGCAGCGUUUGUGAAUAUUCUUCUCCUGACAAGCAGCUGUUGCAUAAGCAUGUAAAAAAGUACCAUACCACAGAGAACUCAAACAGCUAGUGUCAAUUUGCCCCUUACGUGUUAUUACAUUGCCAUUUAUUGCACGACUAUGGAUGCUUAAGGGAACUGUUUUAAAUUAAAUGUCAAACCUGCCAUUACCACUGUCUUCUUCUGAUAGGCGAAAUUUGGUUCAUUGAAUGGUUAAUUCAUGAAACUGGUGGCCUGGUUUUCUAGCAUUUUCAUGAAGCCUUUAGGGUUGUAGCCGAAAUUCAAUCUAGUGAUUUGCAGCUGUGGAGUCCAUCACUAACAGUAAUUUAUUCUAUUUAUGUCUCAUGGGUGGUUUUUGUAAUAUUGAUGGCAGAUCAGAACAUAAUAAAAGAUCAAUUUAAGAUGUGGGAUUUAUAUUAUGUAAUAUUACAACCAAAAGUCAAAAUUAACAAACGGCUUCAU
Molecule: messenger RNA, 2374 nt
Organism: Spea bombifrons (plains spadefoot toad)
Lineage: Eukaryota; Metazoa; Chordata; Amphibia; Anura; Pelobatidae
Product: oocyte zinc finger protein XlCOF6-like
Exons: 7
Coding region: 80-1984 (634 amino acids)
Biological process (GO): regulation of transcription by RNA polymerase II
Molecular function (GO): RNA polymerase II transcription regulatory region sequence-specific DNA binding; DNA-binding transcription factor activity, RNA polymerase II-specific
Source: RefSeq, a predicted model, not a curated record